AUAAAGCAUUUCAAAAGAAAGAAAAUUAAAUAAAGGUUUUUUUAUAAUUGGGAUUUAAAGAUUCUUUGUCUAUCAUCAUGAAUUUUAGAUUACUUAUUAUUUAAAUCACUUCUGGUUGUCCAAAGUUUUACAUUUUCCUAUCUUCUUUUUUUAUUUUUCUGGUGAAUAGCAAGCAAAUCAAAGACACAUAAUUUGUUGAAAUAAGGAACCUUUUUCAUUACAAAACAAAACAAGGAAAAAGAAAAGCUUCCAUUGUUGUUGUUCUUCAAGGAUGCUUCCUUUCACCUGCAUUCUCUUAAUAUGUAUUUUAGGUCCAUUCUCUUCAUUUGGUAGAGCUGCCUUCAAUCUUAGCCUCCCUCACCAACAUCCUCACCCUGAAUCUGUUGUUCAUGAUGUUCAAAGGAGAUUAAAUGUGUCUAUAUCAAGAAGACAAGCUCUAUCUGUAAGCCAAAAAGAUCAAUGCCUAACCGGAAACCCCAUCGAUGAUUGCUGGCGGUGCGAUCCCAACUGGUACAACAACCGCCAACGCUUAGCUGACUGUUCUAUAGGUUUUGGGCAAGGAACCCUCGGCGGAAAAGGCGGCAGAAUCUACACUGUCGUGGAUUCCUCCGACAACGACGUUGCUAAUCCCAAACCAGGCACUCUCCGCCACGCCGUCAUACAAGACGAACCCCUCUGGAUCAUCUUCUCAACCAACAUGGUCAUCAAGCUGAAGCACGAGCUGAUUUUCAACUCUUUCAAAACCGUCGACGGCCGUGGUGUCACCGUUCAUGUCACCGGGAAUGGGUGUAUAACAUUGCAGUAUGUCUCCCAUGUUAUUAUACAUAACAUCCACGUUCACCAUUGUAAACCAUCGGGGAACGCCGACAUUGCUUCGUCGCCGACGCAUGUUGGAUGGAGAGGAAGAUCGGACGGUGAUGGGAUCUCCAUUUUCAGUUCCCAGAAAAUCUGGAUCGAUCAUUGCGCCCUUAGUUACUGCACUGACGGUCUUAUUGAUGCUAUAAUGGGCUCCACUGGAAUUACCAUUAGUAACAAUUAUUUUUCUCACCAUAAUGAAGUAAUGCUUUUAGGCCAUGAUGACAGGCAUUUGGCUGAUUCAGGGAUGCAGGUGACGAUAGCUUUUAAUCACUUCGGAGAAGCAUUGGUGCAAAGAAUGCCGAGAUGCCGGUUAGGGUAUAUACAUGUUGUCAAUAAUGAUUUCACGGCUUGGGAAAUGUAUGCCAUCGGCGGUAGUGCUAACCCUACCAUCAACAGUCAAGGGAAUCGUUAUACUGCACCAGUGGACCCUAAUGCUAAAGAGGUGACAAAGAGAGUGGACACGGAUGAGAGGGAAUGGGCAUCUUGGAACUGGAGAACAGAAGGGGAUUUAAUGGUAAAUGGAGCCUAUUUUGUGCCUUCCGGUGCCGACGUAAGUCCUCAAUACGCUAAAGCUUCCAGCAUCCAGCCUAAAUCCGCUGCCUUCAUUCAGCAGCUCACUUUCACUGCCGGCGUUUUCGGCGAGUCUAGCGAAGAGACUGGGAGCUAUACCUAUCCAGGGUACACCGGCAACACCGUGCCCAGUGGCACCGGCACCACCACUACUGGCAGUGCAGGACCCACCGAUGAUGGCAACUUCUUUGGAAUGAUAUUUGGGAGCGGCGCAGCACCAUCGCCAACCCCACCAGCAUUAACAUCAAUGGCUUCAACAUUUUUGUCUCUUUUAAUUAUUUUAAUUUUGUGUUCUAUUACCAACCAAGGUGCGCUACCACCAUUACUAUCAUUAUUAUUGUUAUAGAAAUUAAAAAGAAAGAAAGAAAAAAAGGAAUCAAAAUUAUAGUUAAUAGUUAUAAUUUUAUAUAAGAAAUCAAAGAUUUCUGUGAUUA
Gossypium raimondii (Peruvian cotton) is the source of this 1862-nucleotide messenger RNA. Its product is annotated as probable pectate lyase 5. Bases 272 to 1774 code for a protein of 500 amino acids. Gene Ontology annotation, molecular function: pectate lyase activity. The transcript has 5 exons. The record is from RefSeq and is a predicted model, not a curated record. NCBI's taxonomy places the organism in Eukaryota, Viridiplantae, Streptophyta, Magnoliopsida, Malvales, Malvaceae.